CUUAUUUUUACCGAUAAGAUACGUACCAACUUAACGUAAAGAGUACAGUUUGCUAUUUAUAGAUCCAUCUGAAAAUUGAAAAUUGUACAUUGUACAUGUCUCAUAACGGUUCAAUUCAUAAGAGGACUCAAUCUUCUGAACCAUACAGUUCAGUAGAUUCAGAAAUCUUUAAUACUCAUGCAGCAUUUGAUGAAGAAAAUGAUGGAUUCUUACCUCAUACUCAUCAAGAUAUUAAGCAUAUACCGAGUCCUCAAAUUGAUGGAGGAGGAAGCAAUUCUUCUUCUUUAAAACCAACAUCUUUAAGAAAAAUUGAUAGACCAGCAUUUUUUGUCCUUGUUAUAUUAUAUUUAUUACAAGGUGUACCAGUUGGAUUAGCAUUUGGAUCAAUUCCAUUUAUAUUAAAAUCAAAAUUAUCUUAUGCUCAAGUUGGAAUAUUUUCUUUAGCAGCUUAUCCAUAUUCUUUAAAAUUAAUUUGGUCACCAAUUGUUGAUGCAUUUUAUUCACCAAAAAUUGGUAGAAGAAGAUCAUGGAUUAUACCAAUUCAAACAAUUUCUGGUUUAACAUUAAUUUAUUUAGGUAAAGGAAUUGAUUCAUUAUUAUUAAAUCCAAAAGAUAAUUUACCAACCAUAACUUUUUGUUUCUUUCUUUUAGUAUUCUUUUGUGCAACUCAAGAUAUAGCUGUUGAUGGUUGGGCAUUAACUUGUCUUUCUCCUGAUAGUUUAUCUUAUGCUUCAACAGCUCAAACUAUUGGAAUAAAUACCGGUUAUUUUUCAUCUUUUACUAUAUUUCUUGCAUUAAGUUCACCUGAUUUUGCUAAUUCUUAUUUAAGAGAUAUUCCUAUAGAUGAAGGAUUAUUUACUUUAGGUCAAUAUCUUAAAUUUUGGGGGUUUAUGUAUUUAUUAGUUACAUGUUUACUUUAUUUUAUUCCGGAAGAUCCUCCUCAUUUAGCUAAAAUUAAUCAAACUAAAUUAGCUAAUGAAAAAUUAAAGAAUGAUUCAAUUUAUAAUAAGAAAGCCAUUUAUUCAGAUUUACUUAAUGUAUACAAUUCAAUGUAUAAAGUAUUACAAUUACCAAAUGUUCAAACAUUUGUUGUUAUAUUAUUAAUAUCAAAAUUAGGAUUUCAAGUUAAUGAAGCUGCAACAAAUUUAAAAUUAUUAGAAAAGGGAUUAUCAAAAGAAGAUUUAUCUAUUACAGUUUUAAUUGAUUUCCCAUUUGAAUUAAUCUUUGGUUAUUAUGCUGGUUCAUGGGCUUCAGGUAAAACUCCUUUAAAACCAUGGUUAUUUGGAUUUAUUGGUAGAUUAAUUGCAGCAGUAUUUGCUCAAUUUGUAGUCUAUUUCUUUCCUCAAGAUGGUAAAGUUUCGGGAUUCUAUUUUAUUCUAAUUAUUUUACAACAUUUAUUAAGUUCAUUCAUGUCAACUAUUCAAUUCGUUUCCCUUUGUGCAUUCCAUACAAAAAUUGCUGAUCCUUCAAUUGGUGGUACAUAUAUGACAACUUUAAAUACUUUAUCUAAUUAUGGUGGAACUUGGCCUAGAUUAAUAUUAUUUUAUCUUAUUGAUAAAUUAACUAUUGCCAAAUGUGAAAAUCCUUCCUUAGGAGAUUUAUAUGAUAUUACUUCAGAAACAAUUAAAGAACAAUGUAAAGAAUCAGGAGGUAAAGUAAUAAUCUUAAGAGAUGGUUAUUAUUAUACCAAUGCUAUGUGUGUUAUUCUUGGGAUAUUUAUAUUCUUCUGGGUUAAAAGAAAAACUGCCCAUCUACAGAGCUUACCCAAUAGUGCUUGGAGGGUAAACAAAUAGAUUAUAUAAGAUUAUAUAUAUGAUAUAUAUAUAUAUAUAUAUAUAU
Scheffersomyces amazonensis is the source of this 1839-nucleotide messenger RNA. RefSeq lists its product as uncharacterized. Bases 96 to 1793 code for a protein of 565 amino acids. Gene Ontology annotation, cellular component: membrane. The transcript has a single exon. The record is from RefSeq and is a predicted model, not a curated record. Gene Ontology annotation, molecular function: acetyl-CoA transmembrane transporter activity. NCBI's taxonomy places the organism in Eukaryota, Fungi, Ascomycota, Pichiomycetes, Serinales, Debaryomycetaceae.